UGAAAAGACGAAACAACAAUACUGAGUUGGUAUGAUUACAGUUCGUUUGUUUGGCAAUUACGUAUCUUGCAGUAUGGUUGUAAAUCUGUGCCGCUUCUGGUACAUUUGACGACCGAAUUUGUGUUUUUUUCUAAUGGAGGAAGAAGCUAAGCCAAGAAUACCGUUUAUUAUUGGAGUUGCAGGCGGUUCUGCUUCUGGAAAGACAUCUGUAUGUAAACAAAUUUUGAAAAAACUUGGACAAGAUGAGAAAUCUGCAUCAAGGAUCCGUGACAUCUUAAUAUUGUGCCAAAGUGAUUUCUAUAAAGUUGAUGAAAAUCUGUCAAAUAAGGAUGAUGAAGAUGUGGAGUUAAAUUAUGAUCACCCAGAGGCAUUUGAUGAUGAACUUAUCAAGACCACUUUAGCUAAGCUAAAAAGUGGACAGACAGUUGAAACUCCUGUUUAUGAUCCAAAAACAUAUUCCAGGAAACCACAAUUUGUGACAACACACCCGCCAAAAGUUAUUCUAUUUGAAGGCAUUUUAGUUUUAUAUAACAAAGAAAUUCGAGAUUUACUUGAUAUGAAACUCUUUGUUGAUUGUGAUUCUGAUACCAGACUAGCAAGAAGAGUUUUAAAAGACACUGAGGAACAUGGUAGAGAUCUUGAUACAGUUUUGAAUACGUAUACAGAACUAGUGAAGCCAGCAUUUGAAGAAUUCUGCCUACCAACAAAGAAGUAUGCAGAUGUCAUUAUUCCCAGAGGAUCAGAUAACGAAGUGGCAAUGGAAGUAAUUAUCAGACAUAUCACUGAUAUUUUGAAAGGGGAUGAUAAUGAUAGAAAGAUUGGACAGGUUGGAGAAAACAGCAAAAGAGUUCGUCCAAGAAAACGAUCAGAAUCAAGUAGUAUUGGAAAUCGUCCGCAUUAAAAACAAGCAAUAAUUUUUAUUUUCUUCUGGGAAUUUCUAAUCUGGUAACCAUCUACAUUGAUAACUAAUCAUUUUAAUCCAACACUGAAAAACUUGUAUAUUACAAGUCCGUUCAAAGUCAUGUCAUAUUCACAAGAGGGGGUUUCUAAUUUUUCCACUAUUUUAUGGACUCUUUAGUGUCUGUAAAGGCCUUAAAAUUUUCAUUGUCGUUAACAUAUUAUGCUUUAUUAUAAAUUACUGACUGGGAACUGACAAGGGCGGACAAUUGAUCACCAUCAAAAGCGUGUGUGGGUUGCCGAAUUUUUCCCGCCAAUCCACGGAAUUGAAUUGCCACCCUUGACAGAUAUAUUCAGACACCUAUUGCACUCAUUAAAAUUUAAAUAAACGACAUACAAUAGUUUAAUAGUUCUUAAUGCUAAGGCUGAAACAUAAUCAUUCGUAAGUGAUCAGUUGUAUUUAGUUUUGGUUGUUAUGAGUUCAUCAAUCAAUCAAUAUCGUUAUAUCAGUUUGAAUAUCUAUUAUUUCCGCGGGAGUCGAAUCACUGUGUUUAUUGGUCAAUGCUGAUUCGUACUUCGGUUAAAUCUGAGCCAUGUAGUGACGAGCUCUAACGUACUCUUUUUCAGUAUCUCUACACAUAAAAGGCCCGUUUACAAUAGCCUCAGUUCAUUGUAAUGCCGUGACUGUAUGUAAAACUGUGUGUAGUGAAAACGGGGCUACAGUUACGUUAAGCAACCUAAGUCCUAAUAUUGUGUGUUCUGUGUGAUUUUCGAUUUGAUAAAUGUAGUGUAUGAUUUUAGAUUUUAGCAAUUAUACUAUGAGCUGGACUCUCUAUUUAUCAGGUUUUUAGAUAUUGAAGUGUGGUGAUUUAAUGCAGUGUUGACUAUGAUAUUGUAAUAUACCAUUCCUAAAAUUACUUGUUUUGUACAUGAUUCAGCAUAUACCAAGGUAUAUGUAUAUUAGUACUUUUGUACCAUCCUUUCUCAUGUUUAUAUGUGGCUGUAUGACACUACAAAAAGGUGGAAAAAUAAUUACCCUUCCGUUUCACCCUAUGGCCUCGUC
Messenger RNA from Dendronephthya gigantea, 1960 nucleotides. Its product is annotated as uridine-cytidine kinase 2-like. Gene Ontology annotation, molecular function: ATP binding; kinase activity. Lineage: Eukaryota; Metazoa; Cnidaria; Anthozoa; Malacalcyonacea; Nephtheidae. Gene Ontology annotation, cellular component: cytoplasm. The coding region runs from base 134 to 901 and encodes 255 amino acids. The record is from RefSeq and is a predicted model, not a curated record. The transcript is spliced from 7 exons.